AUGCAGUUGCGUAUCAAUUGGUCCGAGGGCUUCUUCAUUGUGGCUGUUGCGCCUGAUGCCACUGUUGACGAGCUCCGUGUGGCCAUUGCCUCGUCCCUCGACCGCGACCUGCCGGACACGGCCAUUCUCUCUCCUCCUGGAUCGGGUCCUGGCACCAACCUGCUCGGCAUGGGUCCUGUGGCUCUGACUGAUCUGGGUGUCACCUCGGACUCUUCCUCCUCGCCUGCUCCCUCGCCGGCAGCAGAGGCCGUGGCAGCUGUCGAGGCUGCGGUCGAGGCUGCGGCAGAAGAUCUGGCCACUCGCUCCUCAGCCGCGGCAGAGGCUGUGGCAGAGAAGGCCGACGAGGCCCGCAAGGCGGCUGUGGACGUUGCUGAGGAUGUCAUCGAGUCGGCGUCGGCCGCCGCCUCGGCUGCCAAGGAAUCGGCGUCGGCCGCCGCCUCGGCUGCCAAGGAAUCGGCGUCGGCCGCCGCCUCGGCUGCCAAGGAAUCGGCGUCGGCCGCCGCCGCAUCGGCCGCCGAUGCCGCCGAGAACGCCGGCGAGGCGCUGCAAGACGCUGCCGCGUCGUCGCUGGCCACCGCAUCGGACGUCGUUGCCUCGGCUGACUCGUCAACCGUGCUGUACGUGGCCGCCGGCGGUGUCGCCGUGGUGGCCAUCAUUGCCGGUGCGCUCCUUCUCUGGCGCCGUUAGGUCCCCCAUCCGUAACACACACUGCG
Messenger RNA from Thecamonas trahens ATCC 50062, 713 nucleotides. RefSeq lists its product as uncharacterized. NCBI's taxonomy places the organism in Eukaryota, Apusomonadida, Apusomonadidae. The record is from RefSeq and is a predicted model, not a curated record. The transcript is spliced from 2 exons. Bases 1 to 687 code for a protein of 228 amino acids.